Messenger RNA from Lathyrus sativus (Indian pea), 1530 nucleotides. Lineage: Eukaryota; Viridiplantae; Streptophyta; Magnoliopsida; Fabales; Fabaceae. The record is from the annotation of a GenBank genome assembly.
AUGACGAUCGACUUAGAUUCGAUCACUCGCAAAGUCGAUGUUGAUAAUCGCAUUCCUCUCCGUUAUUACUAUAGGAUUGCCGAUAACCUCCUCAAGCAGGCACGUAUUUACAGGGAGGAGAAUAAUAUUGUUGAUUUGUACAUCAUACUCCUUAGAUUUAUAAGUUUGGUUUCCGAGACAAUACCAUAUCAUCGAGAUUACCAAGUUUCACUUGCUAAUGAAAGAUCAGCAUUUAAGAGGAGAUCACUACUUGUGUUGGAUGAGCUUGAGUCCUUGAAGCCUGCAUUUAAACGCCGGUUGGACAAAUUGAAUAAACCACGCGUACAAGCUCCAUUACCCGGAAAAAAUGGGUUCAAUACGGCUUCACAGAGUCCAGCACAUUCAAGUUUGGAAUGGUCAGCUGUCGAUAAAAGACAUGACUCGAACAUGGAUUUCAAACAGUCUGUUGGAGUGGGCUCACAAUCUUCAUGGAAACCUAACAAUACCUUAUCUUCAAUUUCCAUGCCUAUUGACAAGCAGUUUCAGAAAUUGUCUCUGAGUCUACCCCCACCAAAUAAGGAGACCUUGUCAAGACACUCGUUUUUAGGUCCAAGUGGUCUUCGGGGACAAUGGCUUGGACCUAGUGCAGAAAUAAAGGUUCAAUAUCCCAGCAGUAAUGAUUUUACUCAUGCCAAAGAUUCAAGCGCUGUAAAGUAUGAUCUUGAUGGCAUUAAAGAUAGUGAUCAAGGACCACUUACAUCCUCAAUGGAUUCAAUUCUCUCCUUGGAUGAUGGAAGGUGGUCUCAUCCUACUGUUGAGUCCUGUUCUCCUGUUGUAACUGAACCAUGGGAGGACUCCUUACAGUUGCUCAACAUCAAGCAACCUAUGCCUCCUCCUGUUCUUGCUCAGGUUCACCCAGAACGUGCUUCUAUUCCUCCUUCAAAAGUUGCAGAUCCAAGGCCAGGACCGGCAAAAUCUUCUCAUGAUUCUGGACAUGGUCCCACUACAUAUCAACACCUACACAUUCCUGUAAAAAUGAUGGAAGAUUUUCUGAGACUGGCUUCAGCAAACACGCGAAAUAAUUUAGAGACUUGUGGUGUUCUUGCAGGAUCUCUGAAAAACAGGGUUUUUCAGAUCACAACACUUAUAAUCCCAAAGCAGGAAGCAACUUCGGACUCGUGUCAAACGUUGGAUGAAGGAGAAAUAUUUGAAGUUCAAGACGGCUUGUCGCUUUUUACUUUAGGUUGGAUACAUACACACCCGUCUCAGACUUGUUUCAUGUCAUCUGUGGAUCUGCACACGCAUUAUGCAUAUCAGAUCAUGUUACCGGAGGCAAUUGCAAUAGUCAUGGCUCCAACAGAUACAUCAAGUCCACAUGGAAUAUUUCAUCUGUCUGAUCCAGGAGGCGUGUCUGUAAUUCGUAACUGUCAACAACGUGGAUUUCAUCCCCAUGAAGAGCCUUUAGAUGGAAGUCCAAUAUAUGAGCACUGCUCUCAUGUCUAUAUGAAUGCUAACAUGAAGUUUGAUGUUAUUGACCUUCGAGAGAAAUGA